This is a messenger RNA of Trichomonas vaginalis G3, 575 nucleotides long. RefSeq lists its product as uncharacterized. The transcript has a single exon. NCBI's taxonomy places the organism in Eukaryota, Parabasalia, Trichomonadida, Trichomonadidae. The annotation marks the transcript as partial. The record is from RefSeq and is a predicted model, not a curated record.
AUGAACAAAAACGGAACAGCUAAAAUGAAUGAUAAUCAAAUUAGAGCAGAAGGUAGAAGGUUAUUUAAACGCUUCUAUAACAUUCCUGAUGGUGUUAAUCCUAAAACUCGUAGAAGCUAUUUAAAUGAAGCAAUAGAUUCAUAUGAAGGGUUUGACAUUUCAUCAGAAAGUGAGAGAUUAGCGAGAAUGUUAAAUGUUAAUAUUGAUUUCUAUUAUUGUGAUCCUCAACCAGAAGACGUGGACAUAAAUAAGGUAGACUUUCCAUUAGUGGAAUCAAUAAUGAUAGAUCCAGAAUUUGAAACAGUAAAUAUUUUAUUAACACAGAGUCCAUGUGGAAAACUUCACGCUGACAGAAUAACAGACGUUGAAGCACUCACCGGCUAUAGAGUUUGUCCAUAUUGUAAAGAAGAAGUUUAUUCUAUCCGUGAUGAUCCAGAAAGGAAAAACCAAAGAAGAUUUUUAAAGCAUUGUGAGAAAUGUAAAGAAAAUAAUGGAAGAUUAAUUCAAGACGUUCAGUUGCAAAAGACACAGCAACCAUAUGCACCACAUAUUACGAAACAGAAGAUAUAUCAGUG